This is a messenger RNA of Aspergillus versicolor CBS 583.65, 843 nucleotides long. RefSeq lists its product as uncharacterized. Lineage: Eukaryota; Fungi; Ascomycota; Eurotiomycetes; Eurotiales; Aspergillaceae. The transcript is spliced from 3 exons. The coding region runs from base 1 to 843 and encodes 280 amino acids. The record is from RefSeq and is a predicted model, not a curated record. Gene Ontology annotation, molecular function: oxidoreductase activity.
AUGUCCGAAUUACCUGAAUUUCCCCGGCUUUUUCGCCUCGACGGCAAGGUGGCCGUCGUCACUGGUGGAUCCCGAGGCCUAGGACUGCAUACUGCAACAUCACUUCUUCUUGCAGGUGCAGAGAAGGUGGUAAUUGUCGCGCGAAAGGCCGAAGGCCCGCAGGGAUUCAAACAGGCCGUUGACAAGCUCAACGCGCUCCCUAGCUGUUCGGGAACCGCGGUCGGGUAUGCUGCAGAUCUCUCGAAGCUCUCUGACAUGGAGAAGCUUGUCGACAUGUUAAAAGCAGAGAGGCGCGUUGAUAUUCUGGUUGCGAAUGCGGCGGCGACAUGGGGAGGAGCCUUUGAGCCCACGCCAGACUGGGCUGUCACCAAAGUCCUGGACUUGAAUGUCCGCAGCAUAUUCCACCUCACACGACUUCUUACGCCCUUACUGGAGCGUUCUGGAACCCCCGACUCGCCGUCACGCAUCAUCAUCGUUGGCGCGAUUGCAGGCUUAUCGGUGCCAGUUGUGGGCAAGCAUGGCACAAUAAUGUAUGCAAUUUCCAAGGCUGCAGCACAUCAUUUGGCUACAAACCUGGCGGUUGAGCUGGGGCCGCGGAAUAUCUGUUCGAACGUCGUGGCCCCGGGAUUCUUCCCGUCCAAACUGGCCAACGGUCUGAUCGAGCACCUGGGAGGCGCCGAUUCAAUGGCAGCUGCAAAUCCAAGAAGACGACUAGGGAGUCCUGAGGAUAUUGCCGGUGUGAUGGUCUAUCUCUGCGGUCCUGCAGGCUCGUAUGUGAACGGCGCCCUGAUUCCGAUCGAUGGAGGGAACCACCUGCAGAGUGGGCAGUUUGCAAAGCUAUAG